Penicillium lagena is the source of this 969-nucleotide messenger RNA. It is a transcript of the gene pre2, whose product is annotated as proteasome core particle subunit beta 5. Gene Ontology annotation, cellular component: proteasome core complex. The coding region runs from base 1 to 969 and encodes 322 amino acids. The record is from RefSeq and is a predicted model, not a curated record. The transcript has 5 exons. NCBI's taxonomy places the organism in Eukaryota, Fungi, Ascomycota, Eurotiomycetes, Eurotiales, Aspergillaceae.
AUGGACAAGCUAGUCGCGCAGUACUCGCGCCCGCGCCACCAGAAUGAGUUCUACUCGGAGCAAGAGCAGCUCGAUCUCACCGAGAGCCUCCCCCCGCUCUCUCUCAAGUUCAGCCUACCUCCCGUCGAUAAUCACUCUGCCUUCCUGCGCGCCAUGACCGACGACCACUCCAACCCCAGCUGCCCCAUCAAGCUCGCUCACGGAACAACAACCCUGGCCUUCCGCUUCCAGGGCGGCAUUAUUGUGUGCACUGACUCCCGAGCAACGGCCGGCAGCUGGAUUGCCAGCCAGACGGUCAAGAAGGUCAUUCCCGUGUCGCGGUUGAGCCGGGGCGAGGACAAAGCGUCGGACAAGCCCACACCUGGUCUGCUGGGUACCAUGGCCGGUGGUGCGGCGGUGAGUUAUUGUGUUGUGUUUGUGGGCGAUAUGGGAAGUUGGUUGCUGACAGAAGGCCCCGAAAAAUUAGGAUUGCCAAUACUGGUUGAGAUAUUUGAGCCAGCAGUGUACUCUCCACGACUCCCAGAAAUCCGACACAAGCGCCGCAUCACUGUUGCGGCUGCUUCGAAGAUCCUCGCCAACUUGACCUACGCGUACAAGGGGUACGGAUUGAGCAUGGGAACGAUGCUGGCAGGGAUGACCCCGCAAGAAGGCCCAGCUUUGUACUAUAUCGACUCGGACGGCACGCGCCUACCAGGAAACAUGUUCUGCGUGGGGUCCGGCCAAACAUUCGCCUACGGCGUGCUGGACGCAAACUACCGCUACGAUCUGUCGGAGAAGGAGGCGCUGGAUCUCGGCCGUCGGGCCAUCCUGGCCGCUAUGCAUCGCGACGCUUACUCCGGAGGCUUUAUCAAUUGCUAUCAUGUCAAGGAAGAGGGUUGGGUGCACCAUGGCUUCGAUGAUAUGAAUCCUAUCUUCUGGAAGACGAAGCUGGAUCAUGGUGAGUUCUCGAAUGUUACCUCGCAGCUGUAA